ACCACGUUGGUGUAAUGCACAGUAUAGAAGGUGCUUGAAGUGCAGUAUUUUUCUGUUUUUUUUUUUUUUUUACCGCUUCCGGGAUUAUCUUAACGCUUGUUUACCAGUGAGGUGUGAUUUAAAAGAUUCUUCUGAAUUUUCAAAAGGUGGGAUAACGCUAAAAUGCCUUUGUUUACGUGCAUAACAUGUCGCGUGGCUUUUGCCGAUGGUGAAAUUCAACGUCGUCACUACAAAACUGAUUGGCAUCGGUACAAUCUUAAAAGAAAAGUCGCAGAAAUGCCUCCUGUAACCGCAGAAGUCUUCCAGCAAAAAGUUCUUGAGCAAAACGCUGAAGCCGAGGCACAGCAGCAGAGUAAAACGAAAACGAUGAAUUGUCAGCUUUGUAACAAGACUUUUUCCUCUGAGAACGCCUAUUCGAACCACAUGAGUUCAAAGAAGCAUAGAGAAUUGGAGAUUGCUAAAUCCAAGAAGGAGGAAAAUAUGAUGAGAAAAGGUCUUUCUGUGGAGAAGGUAGAGUUGGAGAAGCAAGGAAUAAGAAAACAGAAUAGUGCAUCUGAAAAUGCUGACUCAUCUAGUAAUGAAGACGAUGACUAUGAUAGUGACUUUGAGGAAGAAGCUUUGGAGGUGACAGAUUGUCUGUUUUGUCCACAUCACAGCGUCAGUUUGGAAGACAGCAUGAGACACAUGACACGCUCGCACAGCUUUUUCAUACCUGACUUAGAAUUUGUAGUGGACCUGAAAGGAUUACUGACCUACCUGGGUGAAAAGGUUGGUAUUGGCAACAUCUGUCUUUAUUGUAAUGAGAAGGGAAAGAACUUCUUUUCUACCGAAGCUGUGCAAAAGCACAUGGUUGACAAGGGCCACACAAAAAUGGACUCUGAAGGAGAUGCUAUUUUGGAGUAUGCUGAUUUUUAUGAUUUCAGUAGUAGUUACCCUGAUUAUGAUCCCAGUGAAGAAAAUGGCAGUGAUGAAAUUGAAAGAGAGAACACAUUAGCAGUUGAUGAACAGACAUUAGAACUUUGCCUGCCAUCAGGAGCUAAAAUUGGUCAUCGUAAUUUACGUCAUAUCUAUAAGCAAAGCUUGCCUCCAGAGAGAAGUCGUCAUUCAAAGGUGAUCCACAAAAUUGUGGCUGAUUAUAAAGCUCUUGGUUGGCAUGGCACCAUUGGAAGUGUAUCACGCCAAAAAGUUAAAGAUGUCAGGCUACAAAACAAGCAACAAGCCACAAGAACAGUGGAUAUCUCAGUCAAAGCAAACAAACUUCAAAAGCAUUACAGAGCUCAAGUGUUGUUUUAGAUUGGCAAUUUGCUUCAUGUAUUAGUAUUCAUAGUUUAAGUGUGUGCUUUUUGUUAGUGCAAUAUAUGCCUAAAGCUAUAUGGAAAUGCCUUUGAAGCUAUCCAAAACAGGUAACUUUCUCUUGUUUGGCUGUGUGAUCCCAUGGAACUCAAGAAAGUAAUAUCUUCUUCUUUAGUAGUAACUUUAGACUGUACUUGGAAAACACUAAAUGUAAAGUGAAGUAGAGUAAAUGGAACAUACAUGUAAAUUGAUACAUUUUUUUGAAGAUCUCCACUAAUGAGAGGGAAACUACUUGGUUAUUAAUUCACAAGGUAUAGUAAAGAAUGUGAUCUUUGGACUAAUGAAAACAAAUCUAAAUGCAGGGCUCAACACUAACUUUUCAACUCACUAGCCAAGUGGCUGGUGAUGUCUUAGA
Messenger RNA from Stylophora pistillata, 1708 nucleotides. RefSeq names its product cytoplasmic 60S subunit biogenesis factor ZNF622. NCBI's taxonomy places the organism in Eukaryota, Metazoa, Cnidaria, Anthozoa, Scleractinia, Pocilloporidae. Gene Ontology annotation, cellular component: preribosome, large subunit precursor. Gene Ontology annotation, molecular function: nucleic acid binding; zinc ion binding. The record is from RefSeq and is a predicted model, not a curated record. Gene Ontology annotation, biological process: ribosomal large subunit biogenesis.